Myotis brandtii (Brandt's bat) is the source of this 5410-nucleotide messenger RNA. RefSeq names its product MAM and LDL-receptor class A domain-containing protein 1. Gene Ontology annotation, cellular component: membrane. Gene Ontology annotation, molecular function: protein binding. Gene Ontology annotation, biological process: nervous system development. The record is from RefSeq and is a predicted model, not a curated record. NCBI's taxonomy places the organism in Eukaryota, Metazoa, Chordata, Mammalia, Chiroptera, Vespertilionidae. The annotation marks the transcript as partial. The transcript is spliced from 32 exons.
AUGCAUCUAAAAUCAUGUGUUCCACCUCUAAAAGCAAAUGAAAAUGAACUGACUAUAGAAGAAAGAGCACUGCACUCGGCAACAUACCAAGGACUGCUCUUCUGCCUGGCCAGAAUGCUAGCAUUCCCAAAGAAUGGAGCUUCCUGUGUUCCUUGGAUUUUCUGUGUCUUCCUCUCUCCACUGGUUCAGCAAGGAGCAGAGGCCUUUCAGUGUGGCAAUGGGGUCUCCGUGCCUCCUGACACUGUGUGUGACUUCACAGAUCACUGUGGGGACAUGAGUGACGAACAGCAAUGCUCAAAUUAUGAAAGAUGUGAUUUUGAGGAUGGGAUCUGUAAUAUGACACAAGAUCAGAGUCUGCAACUUGGUUGGACAAAGAGAAAUGGGAUGACUGGUCUAUCACCUCCAUUUUAUGAUCACAAUGGUGUUAUAUCUGCCCACUUUCUCUCACUGGUCUCCAAAGCGGACUUUCCUUCAAACUUAAGAAGCCGAGUUUUUCUUCCGAUGAAUAAUCUGCAUGCUUGUCAGAUUACAUUUUAUUACUUCUCCAGUCAUAGGAGUGCCAAAUUAACAGCUGGCCUUCAAACUACAUGUGGGGGUCCUAUUCAACCUUUAUGGCAAAACAUAGCUGUAGCCCAAAAUCAGUGGGAGAGAAAGGCCAUCAGAAUUCAGUGCUCCCAGAAGUUUCAGGUUGUUUUUCAAGGUCAACUGAUUUCAACUCAUGAACAGGAUGAAGUCAUAGCUAUUGAUGAUAUAUCUUUCAGUUCAGGCUGCUUGCCUGCAAAUGAUGAAACUUUACCGUGUCAAGAAGCAUCGAUCACCAAGCAGGAACUAUGCCAUCCUGAUACAAGUCUCUGCAGAUUUGACUCUACAGAUGCAGGAUUAAGAUUGUGUCAGCCCUGUGGAUUUGAAUUUGAUACGUGUGGCUGGGCAUCAGAAGCACCUGCUGGGCACAUUUCCUGGUUGCGCACAAAUGCAAGAAGAGUUCCUGCUUUAGAAUCUACACCUCAGCAGGAUCAAAGUAGUGAUGAUGAAGGUUACUAUAUGUGGGUAGGGGCUAACCAUGCUUCUACUCUUGACCAUUUAGACAGCAGGGCUUAUCUGAACAGCUCUGUGUAUCACUGCUUGGGCAAGAGCUGCCAUUUGCAGUUCUAUUAUGCUAUGGAAAAUAGUGUUCUGAGAGUAAGUCUGUAUAACAAUAAGGAAGAAGAAAUAUUUUGGACAUACAAUACAUCAACUCACAAAAAAUGGGUGAAAACAGAUGUGUUAAUACCAGAAGGACUGAAGACAUUUAAGAUUAUAUUCGAAGGGGCUCUUUUGAGCCAGAGAAGUUUUAUUGGGCUGGAUCAGCUCUGGGUCUAUGUGUGUGCACAGGCCCCGUCCAGAAAGUCUUGCUCUGCAGGUGAAUUCACUUGUGCCAGUGGUCAGUGCAUUGCCCAGGAAUCAGUUUGUGACUCUCAGCAGGACUGUUCUGAUAAGAGUGAUGAAGACCCGGUGAAUUGCUCCAAUCAUCUCAUGUGUGACUUUGAGUCUGGUUUCUGCGGCUGGGAGCCAUUUCUCACAGAAAAUUCACACUGGGAAUUUGUGAAAGGAUUGACCGGUGGAGAGAACCGUCUUUCUGAGGCUGAUCACCCAGCAAACACAAAUCAUGGAUUGUUUAUUUAUUUGCGGGCACAUCAAUUGCCUGGAGUGGCCAAACUUGGAAGUCCUGUUCUUACAAAAUCACUUACUGCCUCUAACCCAUGUCAGGUGCAGUUUUGGUAUCAUUUGUCUCAGCAUUCACAUCUCUCAGUUUUUACAAGAACAUCACUGGAUGGAAAUUUGCAAAAGCAGGGUGAUCUAAUUGGAACCUCCAAAUUUCAAUGGAGACAAGCAAAAAUCAAUCUCUAUGCAAAGACUGGAGAAUCUAGUUUGCCUUUUCAGCUAAUUUUAGAAGCUACUGUUUUAUCAUCAAAUGCUUCCGUUGCCCUAGAUGACAUCAGUAUAUCCCAGGGAUGUGAAAUUUCAUAUAUGUCACUGCCAGGCACUAGCAUAGUAAACAAAGUUUCCAAAUGUGACUUUGAAGCAAAUAGCUGUGGUUGGUUUGAAGCAAUUAGCGGUGACCAUUUUGACUGGAUAUGGAGCUCCAGAAGUAACCUUUCUGCUGAUUUUGAGCAACAGGCCCCUCCCUGUGAUCAUACUCACAAUACUGCUCAAGGGCAUUUUAUGUUCAUUCUGAAGAAAAGCAGCAGCUUGGCACAAGUUGCUAAACUCCAGAGUCCAACUAUCAGCCAGACAGGAACGGGAUGCACGCUUUCUUUCUGGUUUUAUAACUAUGGCCUGUCAGUGGGAGCAGCUGUGCUCCAGCUACAUAUGGAAAAUUCCAAUGACUCCACAGUGCUCUGGAGAGUCUUAUAUAACCAGGGCAACCAGUGGUCACAGGCAACUAUUCAGCUUGGGCGCCUUACUCACCCCUUCCAUUUGACCCUAGAAAAAGUCAGCCUUGGCAUAUAUGAUGGGGUCUCAGCUAUUGAUGACAUCAGUUUUGAAAACUGUACCCUUCCCCUCCCUGCAGAGAGCUGUGAAGGGCCAGAUCAUUUCUGGUGUGGACACACUAAGGCUUGCAUUCACAAGCUUCGGUUAUGUGAUCUGGUGGAUGAUUGUGGUGAUCAUACUGAUGAGGCUGACUGUGCACCUGAACUACAAUGUAACUUUGAAAAUGGAAUUUGUAAUUGGGAACAAGAUACAGAAGAUGAUUUUGAUUGGACCAGGAACCAGGGUCCAACAUCAACACUUAAUACAGGGCCAAUGAAGGAUAAUACUUUGGGCACAGCUAAAGGACACUAUCUCUACAUAGAAUCUUCGGAGCCACAGGUUUUCCAAAACACAGCUGCUUUACUCAGCCCGAUCCUCAAUGCCACUGGCACAGAAAGCUGCACCUUCCGCUUCUAUUACCACAUGUUCGGAAAGCACAUUUAUAGACUGGCCAUCUACCAGCGAAUCUGGAGUAACACAAGGGGGAAGCUGCUGUGGCAGAUAUUUGGGAAUCAAGGCAACAGGUGGAUAAGGAAACACCUCGACAUUCCCAGCAGGCAGCCUUUUCAGAUUUUGGUGGAGGCUUCAGUGGGAGAUGGCUUCACGGGAGACAUUGCAAUUGAUGAUUUGUCUUUUAUGGACUGUACCCUCUAUCCUGGUAAUUUGCCAGUGGACCUUCCAACUCCACCAGAAACUUCAAUUCCAGUAACAUUACCUCCACACAACUGCACAGACGGUGAAUUUGUCUGCAGAUCCAAUGGUCACUGUGUUGAAGAAAUCCAAAAAUGUGAUUUUAGAUAUGACUGCCCUGACAAAUCCGAUGAAUCAUUUUGUGUAAUGGAAGUUUGCAGCUUUGAAAAAGGAAGCCUGUGUAAAUGGUACCAGCCAAUCCCUGAAAAUUUAAUUCAAGAUUCAAACACAUUCAGGUGGGGACUUGGUAAUGGAAGCAGUAUUCAUCAUGGGGAAGAAAACCACAGGCCAUCAGUGGACCAUACAAAAAAUACCACAGAUGGCUGGUACCUGUAUGCUGAUAGCUCAAAUGGAAAAUUUGGUGACAUGGCUGACAUCCUCACUCCUGUUAUUUCACGCACGGGACCAAAAUGUACCCUGGUGUUCUGGACUUAUAUGAAUGGUGCCACUGUUGGCUCUCUCCAGGUACUGAGCAAAAAAGACAAUGUUACCUCUAAAUUGUGGGCUCAAAGUGGACAGCAAGGUGCACAGUGGAAAAAAGUAGAACUAUUUUUAGGCAUUCAUUCACAAAUACAGAUUAUCUUCAGGGCAAAACGCAGCGUCAGUUACAUGGGAGAUGUAGCAGUGGAUGACAUUACCUUUCAAGAUUGCUCUCCCCUCCUCAGCCCAGACAGGAAGUGCACUGCUCAAGAGUUCAUGUGUGCUAACAAGCACUGCAUUGCACAGGACAAGCUGUGUGAUUUUGUGAAUGAUUGCACUGAUAAUUCAGAUGAGACUACCUUCAUUUGCAGUCCCUCCCGUGGGCGCUGUGAUUUUGAAUUUGAUCUCUGUUCCUGGGAGCAGGAACAGGAUGAUGACUCUGACUGGAAUCUGAAAGCUAGCAGCAUCCCUGCUGCAGGCACAGAGCCAGCUGCGGACCACACCUUGCGAAAUUCGUCUGGUCAUUACAUCUUCAUAAAGAGCUUGUUCCCUCAGCAGCCCAUGAGAGCAGCCAGAAUUUCAAGCCCUGUCAUAAGUAGAAGAAGCAAAAACUGCAAGAUAAUUUUUCAUUAUCACAUGUAUGGAAAUGGCAUUGGGUCACUUACCUUGAUCCAGGUAUCAGUCUCAAACAAAACAAGGCUCCUAGUUAAUCUCACUGUAGAACAAGGCAACUUCUGGCAGCGGAAGGAACUAAUACUGUCUGGCGAGGAGGACUUCCAACUCCAAUUUGAAGGAAGAGUAGGGAAAGGACACCGCGGUGAUAUUGCACUGGAUGACAUUGUGCUUACGAAGAGUUGUCUGCUCUCCCAUCAGUCCAUGAAAGAACAACUAGCGGUUCCUCUUCCAACAGGUUACUGCCCACAUGGCUAUCGGGAAUGUCAGAAUGGCCAAUGUUAUAAACCAGAGCAAAGCUGUAAUUUUGUAGAUGACUGUGGAGAUUCCACUGAUGAAAAUGAAUGUGGGAGCUCCUGUACUUUUGAACAAGGCUGGUGUGGCUGGCAAAACUCCCUGGCUGAAAACUUUGACUGGGUUUUGGGAGUUGGCUCUCAUCAAAGCCUAAGACCCCCCAAAGACCACACACUUGGAAAUGAAAAUGGGCACUUUUUGUAUCUGGAGGCUACUCCGGUGGGCCUUCAGGGUGAAGAAGCACACCUCAAGAGUGGUGUGUGGCAAGAAUCCAGUGCUGCAUGCACCAUGAGCUUCUGGUAUUUUAUAUCUGCAAAAGCCACAGGGUCCAUUCAGAUUCUCAUCAAGACAGAGAAAGGACUAUCAAAAGUAUGGCAAGAAAGUAAGCAGACUUCUGGUGAUCAGUGGCAAAAGGCUGUCAUCCUGCUAGGAAAAUUAAGAAAUUUUGAAGUUAUGUUCCAAGGUAUCAGAACAAGGGAUCUAGGAGGAGGAGCUGCAAUUGAUGACAUUGAAUUUAAAAACUGCACGACUGUGGGAGAGACUUCUGAAAUUUGCCCAGAAGCCACUGAUUUUUUGUGCCACAACAAGAAGUGUAUUGCAUCCCACCUUGUCUGCGACUAUAAACCAGACUGCUCUGAUAGGUCUGAUGAAGCUCACUGUGGCCAGUACACAACCACAACAGGAAGCUGUAAUUUUGAAACAACUUCCGGAAAUUGGACCACAGCCUGCAGUCUUACUCAAGACUCUGAAGAUGACUUGGACUGGGCCAUUGGCAACAGAAUUCCUGAUGAAGCACCGAGUACAGACUCUGACCAUACACCAG